AUGGAGAAGUUGGGUCCCAACUCGGAGGCCGCGAGAGAGCGUCUCGCGUGGCUCAAUAGCAAAGAAGCAAAGCAGAUCCAGUCCAAAAACAAGCGGGUAGUCCUGAUCGGUGUUUUAUUGGGCAUCGCCGCCAUGAUUGCCGUCGUGCUCGACGGUGUUCUGCGCGUCGAGAAGCAAGAUAAACUUUGUCUCGUCCUCGAUGACGACUUUUCCAACGGCUUCAACAAGUCGACCUGGAGCCACGAGAUUCAGCUUGGAGGCUAUGGUACCGGAUCGUUUGACUGGACCACAGACUCCGAGGCCAACACGUACGUCGAGGACGGCAAGCUCUACCUGGUGCCAACCCUUACGGUGCAGAACCUGUGGGCGCCGUAUUUCAACCUCGACGGAUUCAAACUCGAUCUCACCGCCGCUGGCAACUGCACGAGCGAGAAAGACACCGAUUGCCAAGCUGGAAACAACUUUGACGAAGGUCGCAUGGUCAACCCAGUGCAAAGCACGCGCAUCACCACCAAAAAGUCUUUCUCCAUUCGCUAUGGCAAGGUCGAGGUGAGGGCGAAGCUGCCCACUGGAAAUUGGCUGUGGCCAGCAAUCUGGAUGAUGCCACGAGACUCGGCGUACGGCGAAUGGCCCGCAAGCGGGGAGAUCGACCUCAUGGAAUCCUCGGGCAACAUGCCGCGCCAUCGAAUGGAUCAGCGUGCUACCGGCUCCGUCCAAUCGUCCUACCACUUCGGCCCGGACUGGAGGAGCAACGCCGGCGGCCACCACACAGGCUACCAGUUCCGAUGGCGCAACUAUUUCAACCAGGGCUACCACAACUACGUCCUGGAAUGGAACGAGAAGCGCAUGCGCGUCUACGUCGAUGACCCGCGCACCACCAUCUCGUACUUUGAAUUCCCCAAAGAGCCCAUGUGGGAGUACGGCAAGUUUGGAGAUAUUCAGCUCGACCCUCCGAUCCACAAUCCGUGGAUUCGCAGCGAAAAUCCCAACAUCGCGCCUUUUGAUCAGCACUUCUACCUCAUCCUCAACGUCGCCGUCGGUGGCAAGUACUUUGAGGGCACGGACGACGUCGUCUGGAACUCGGAGUCGGCCUUCCCGGCAACAACCUUCUGGCAGAACGUUAAAAAGUGGUAUCCAAGCUGGGCGACCGAUCCCAGGGAGCGAGGUAUGGCCGUCGAUCGGGUCCGCAUGUGGCAGAAGUGCUAG
This is a messenger RNA of Moesziomyces antarcticus, 1206 nucleotides long. Its product is annotated as glycoside hydrolase family 16 protein. The coding region runs from base 1 to 1206 and encodes 401 amino acids. Gene Ontology annotation, molecular function: hydrolase activity, hydrolyzing O-glycosyl compounds. Gene Ontology annotation, biological process: carbohydrate metabolic process. The record is from RefSeq and is a predicted model, not a curated record. The transcript has a single exon. Lineage: Eukaryota; Fungi; Basidiomycota; Ustilaginomycetes; Ustilaginales; Ustilaginaceae.